Molecule: messenger RNA, 2058 nt
Organism: Chenopodium quinoa (quinoa)
Lineage: Eukaryota; Viridiplantae; Streptophyta; Magnoliopsida; Caryophyllales; Amaranthaceae
Product: bifunctional lysine-specific demethylase and histidyl-hydroxylase NO66-like
Exons: 9
Coding region: 702-1781 (359 amino acids)
Source: RefSeq, a predicted model, not a curated record
CCCAAAUAUACCAAAACUUCAAAUAUUAAACUCCGUACAUCAUCAAUUUCAUUACUUUAGUUCUUCCCUUUAACAAAUAUUAAAAGCCAUUGAAGAGCCAUAGUUUUUGCGUGUUUUUGGUCAAUUGUGUUUCUUGAUACAAUAUCUAAAUCCAAGUUUUUCCUUUCUCAAUAUUACUUUCUAGUUUGUAAUUUUGUCAAACCCUAAUUUGUUUGUUAAUUUCAUAGGUGGUCCGGCGGUGGUUAAGGGAGGCGAUAACAACGGCUUCAACGCAUCCUCUUAACGGAUCCUUCUAUUACCCCUUUUGUUCAGGAGCUUAGGAGCUUCAAAGAAGAUCUGAACAUUAGUGUUUCUUGAUCAAGCUACCAAUAUUCAGGAAAAUGUCAAUAAUUCCAACUUCAUCAGAACAAGAUCAACAAGAAAAUGAGAUUCAACAACCACCAUCAAGGUUGACUUAUCGUGAAAAGCGAAGGAUUGACAAAGCUGAGCUUCGACAAAAAUUCCCUGAUCGUAAGAGGCGUGGCCCUACUAGGGGUUUAAAAUAUGCUUCCAAAAGAGCAAGAAAUCCAGAAGAAAAGAUUACGUUAACUUUUAUGGAUGAGCUUCGACGUGUGGUUGGUGAAAAGGCAAAUGAGUUCAUAUGUGAUUGUAGCAAUUGGGUGGAAGAGUUUUGUCCUUUGAAUGCAUUGAAUUAGGCUAAAAUGGAUCCUGAUGCGAAGAAAAGUUUAUAUGACAAGAUUUUGGCAAAAUACAAUUUACCUGAAAAGAUUGGUGGUGCGGACGCGACUGAUGCAUUGAGCUUUCAAUGUUCUAUAUUAUAUAGGCAUUGGAGGUUUAGACUCAAAGAAAAAUACUAUAGAGGCAAAACAAAGGCAGAGGCUAGAGACAAUAGACCUUCAACUAUUGAUCCGAUACAGUGGGAUUGGUUGGUUUAUGAGUAUUGGAGUUCCCCAAAACAAGAGGCCAUUAGCAAAGUGAACACAGCAAAUAAACUGAAGUUAACUGAAACACCGGCUAAUGGUGCAAAGUCCACAGCAAGAAUUUUCUAUGAUAUGAUUAUCGAGCCACAAAUUGUUGCCAAUCAAGUCGAAGGGUCAUCUGAACAUGCUGAAGUGCAACAAGAUCCCAUCUAUGUGAGAUUAUAUGAGAAGACAAAAAAGCAUAUAAAAAAGGAUGGAAGUACUAUUUGGGAACCAAAUGCUGAAAAGAACUAUGAAGAACUCAAAAGGCUUCACGAAACUGAAAUCACAGAACAUGGUGAGGACACACUGAGUGUUAAAGAUGCUUAUAUGAAGGUAUUAAAACCUAAAUCUGGAUAUGUGAGAGGACUUGGUCCUGGAGCUCGACCACCUACAAAAGUUAGAAUCCAAGGAGAUGAUAUGGAUAGGGUUCAACUCUCUACUCAAGUUCACACACUAAGUGCGUCAAAUGAAGAGCUCAGAGAAUCUAAUGAACAACUUAAAGCAUCAAAUGAGGAGCUCAAAGCAUCAAAUGAGGAGCUCAAAGCAGAAUUUUCAAGAAUGAACAAGGAAGCCAUUGAACGUGAAAAUAAACUAAGAGAAGAUAUGCUAAAAAUGUUUGAGGAAAUGAGCUGUCUGUGGAAGGAACGCAAUGCAGCAGUUGUUGCUGUGGUGCUGCCGCAACGCUGCUGUUGCAGCUGCAGUGCUGCCGCAACGCUGCUGUUGCUGCUGCAGUGCUGCCGCAACGCUGCUGUUGCUGCUGCACUGCUGCCGCAACGCUGCUGUUGCUGCUGCACUGCUGCCACAACUCUGCUGCAAUAGUUUUAGGAGCUUUUUCCACGUGCAGCAGUGUAUUCACUAAGCUUGAUGUGUGUAUAUCUGAUAUGUAGAUGAUUUACAUUGCAAGUGUAGGAAGCAUACAUUAUUAUUAAUGUCAAAUUUCUCUAGUUGACAAAGAACAAACAUGCAUUACAUAUCAAACCAUUUAGCAUUCAUUAGAAAAAAAAAUGCUAAUUAUGACUUGAUACAUGGAGAGGUGAUUGCUCCUAAAUUUGACAAAUUUCACAAUUGUGAGUUUAUAUUAUUUCAAAAUGCAUUU